Messenger RNA from Panicum hallii, 1411 nucleotides. RefSeq names its product translation initiation factor IF-2-like. The transcript has 2 exons. The record is from RefSeq and is a predicted model, not a curated record. Lineage: Eukaryota; Viridiplantae; Streptophyta; Magnoliopsida; Poales; Poaceae. The coding region runs from base 399 to 1217 and encodes 272 amino acids.
CCCUGCGUACACACCAAAACAAAGCACCACGCGCGCUUUACGCUUCCUGGCAGCUGAGAUGCUCCUUCCUUCUUCCCUCACUCUACUACUCUACCAUAUGGGCGCGCACAAGUGCAACGCAUCGCAUUUCUCCAGUCCACACAGAGAACCAUUUAGGUAGGAGCAGGAGAGACCGAUAGACCAUCGCUACUCGAUUCGGUCUCAUCACUAGCUGCAGUUGCUUCUUCGUUCUUAGCUUCCUCGCACCAGCUGCAACCAUUUCAAGACUGUUCAUAGCUAGUCCGUUAUCGAUUUAGGGGAGAGCUUCGCAGCAGCAGCAGCAGCAGCAUCCGAUGGAGGUGUUGGUUGAUGUUGCCUGCUAAAGUGUGUGCUCCGUGGGUGCACGCACAGGUGCUGCCAUGUAUCCGCAGAUGGUAUACCAUGCUGAUGUUCGGGCGAGGGAGAUGGAGUUGGCGGCCGACAGGCAGAUGGGCUGCUCUUGUGCCCCCUUGGGAAGGAUGAUAUCGAGAAUGAUCACAAAAUGCAACGGUAACGAGCGCCAAGGGCGCGUCAGGUACGACGAGAAGAUGGACUACGCCAUGGCGUACGCACCCGCGCAGACAUGCUACGUGCGCCCAACUGCGCGCACGGUCACAUUGGCCACCACCAACAACCACCACCCGCCCCACGCUCACGCCGUCCAGCCGGAGCCGCCGCAAGCGCACGCGACGGCGAUGACCCUGCAGCCCGGCACGCCGUUCCCCUCCACGGGCGCCCCUCCUCAGGGCGCCCGCAAGCCCAAGAAGAAGAAGAAGAAGCGCGUUCGGUUCACGCCAUCGGGGCCGGUGCCCGCGGACGACGACCAGCCGCCGCCGCAUCACGCGCAGCAUCACACCGCGACAGUGGCGAGCAGCGGGGCCGGCGGCACAGCUGGCGUGGUCUACUACCACGGUGCUGCCGAGCCGCCGUCGUACCCAUCCCCUGCUCCGCCGCCGGCACACGGCGGGCAGGGCGGCCACGGGUACGCGUACGGCUACGGCCGGUACUCGCCGUCGCCGCUGCCGCGGUGGGAGACGCUGGCGGGCACGCCGAGGCGGCACGAGUACUUCUCCAGCGAGUACCGUUGGUACUACCCGACGCCGGUGCGUGAGGGCAUCUACAGCAUCGCCACCGACGCCAACGGCCGGCUCAGCACCAUCUUCAGCGAGGAGAACCCCAACGCGUGCACCAUCGUCUGAGCAAAUUGUUCGGUGGUCAGAGGUCACUGGUCGGAUCAGAGAAUAAAUUGACUUCUUAAUUUCUUACUUUGGACAAUUAAAGUAGUCAACUAAUUAGGAGAUCAAGGAAUAUGGUUCUUGUAGUGUUGUGUAGAUAAGCUACUAAGGUUGAUCAUGAAAUGGAUUGGUUCGAAUGUUUUGAUGCUUCGGCUUAA